AUGCGCUCUCACUCGCUCUCUGCUCACUUCCCUGCUGUGCUCUCACUCACACAGGAGGUGUUGGGGAGGUUUGGGUGCGAGGGGGUAACCUCGGCGGCGGGGCAGCUGCGGGAGAUAGCCAACCUCUACGUCGUGCCACCGGAAAACCUGCUAUCGCUGAUGGAGCAGGGAGGGCUAGUGGAAAUGGGCAAGGAGGAGGUGUUGGGGAGGUUUGGGUGCGAGGGGGUAACCUCGGCGGCGGGGCAGCUGCGGGAGAUAGCCAACCUCUACGUCGUGCCACCGGAAAACCUGCUAUCGCUGAUGGAGCAGGGAGGGCUAGUGGAAAUGGGCAAGGAGGUCUCUCUUCUCUAG
Messenger RNA from Ectocarpus sp. CCAP 1310/34, 351 nucleotides. NCBI's taxonomy places the organism in Eukaryota, Phaeophyceae, Ectocarpales, Ectocarpaceae. The record is from the annotation of a GenBank genome assembly.